AUGAUCAUCGCAACGCGUCUUUUAUCCACAUUUUCAUCCCAACUUACUAUUUCAUCCCUCCCACAAAAUGCUGUCAUUGUUGCUGCGUCGCGUACGCCUGUCGGAUCCUUAUACGGAUCACUCAAGACCUUGACCGCUCCCCAACUUGGCGCUGUCGCCCUCAAGCAUGCUUUCGAGCAGUCGAAAGUCGAUCCCUCAGUAGUCGAAGAGAUCUACUUCGGCAAUGUCGUCCAGGCUGGUGUCGGUCAAUCACCUGCACGUCAAGUAGCACUCGCUGGCGGCAUGAAGGUCUCAUCUGACGCUACCACUAUCAACAAAGUUUGUGCUAGCGGCAUGAAGUCGAUCAUGCUUGCUGCUCAAAGCAUAGAAUCCGGUUACAAGAGCGUAGUUGCCGCUGGUGGUAUGGAGAGUAUGAGCAACGCUCCUUACCUCCUUCCCCGCACGAACCCUCUGUUCGGAAAAUUCGAGACCAAAGACUCGGUUGAGACAGACGGUCUCUGGGAUGUCUCCAACAACUUCGCAAUGGGCAACUGUGCCGAGGCCACUGCAGAGAAGUACGAGAUCAGCCGAGAGUCACUUGACGAGCACGCAAUCGCCUCGUACAAGCGUGCUGAUCGCGCAUGGAAAGAGGGCGUCUUCAACGCCGAGAUAGCGCCUGUCACCAUCAAGGGCAAGAAGGGCGACACCGUCAUCAAGGAAGAUGAGGAGUACAAGAAAGUCAUCUUCGACAAGGUCCCCUCCCUCAAAUCAGCGUUCAAAGCAGGUGGCCGCAUCACUGCUGCCAACUCUUCAAACCUCAAUGAUGGUGCCUCUGCUCUGAUCUUGAUGUCAGCAGAGAAAGCAAAGGAGCUCGGCAUAAAACCCCUCGCCAAAGUGAUCUCAUACGCCGAUGCAGGUGUUGAGCCCAUCGACUUCCCCAUGGCUCCUGCCGUCGCUGUUCCGGAAGCACUAAAGAGAGCAAACCUGACUGUCGAUGAUAUCGCACGUUUCGAACUCAACGAAGCCUUCUCGGUGGUCGUUCGUGUCGCCGAAAAGCUCCUACAAAUCGAUCCCGCAAAGAUCAACGUUGAUGGUGGUGCUGUCGCACUCGGUCACGCGAUCGGAAACUCGGGUUCUCGUAUCGUGGUGUCCCUCAUCCACGCCCUAAAAUCUGGGGAGUAUGGUGCAGCAGGCAUCUGCAACGGGGGGGGUGCUGCUUCCGCCAUUGUCAUUCAAAAACUAUAG
Suillus paluster is the source of this 1224-nucleotide messenger RNA. RefSeq names its product peroxisomal 3-ketoacyl-CoA-thiolase. The record is from RefSeq and is a predicted model, not a curated record. The coding region runs from base 1 to 1224 and encodes 407 amino acids. Gene Ontology annotation, biological process: fatty acid beta-oxidation. Gene Ontology annotation, molecular function: acetyl-CoA C-acetyltransferase activity. The transcript is spliced from 6 exons. NCBI's taxonomy places the organism in Eukaryota, Fungi, Basidiomycota, Agaricomycetes, Boletales, Suillaceae.